Molecule: messenger RNA, 460 nt
Organism: Drosophila busckii
Lineage: Eukaryota; Metazoa; Arthropoda; Insecta; Diptera; Drosophilidae
Exons: 1
Coding region: 58-402 (114 amino acids)
Source: RefSeq, a predicted model, not a curated record
ACCAAAGGCUGUUUGCCGAUUUUUAGAAGAUUUAUAUAAUAAAUAAUUAACUAAACAAUGGCGUUAUUUCAAAUGAAAUGGUUGCGCCGUUUUGUCCGGCGUAACACGAGUCCAAUACCGGAGAAUCGCGCUGAGUUGUGGAAACGACGCCUAAGCAUUGGUUAUGCUUUAUUGGCCUGGAACGCAUUUGGAAUGGUCUGCUAUAUGGUGUACACAGGUCGCAGCGACUGGGCCAAGCAUUACGGCUACAAAACAAAGGAGGAACUGGCGUUGUCGCCGGCACAACAGUUUGCACAACAUAUUCAUGUGGAGGGCACUGGCAAAAUUAUACGUUUCUCUGGCUUUACCAAAAAGGAGGAGGUGCCCUUUGACUCCAGCAAAGUGGAGCCUGUGCAGAAGUAAAUGCUGCCUUUAGUUGGUAAUAUACAAACAUGUUUUUUUUUUGUUAGUUCAUAUUGCA